Molecule: messenger RNA, 1089 nt
Organism: Onychostoma macrolepis
Lineage: Eukaryota; Metazoa; Chordata; Actinopteri; Cypriniformes; Cyprinidae
Gene: nhp2
Product: NHP2 ribonucleoprotein homolog (yeast)
Exons: 4
Coding region: 130-582 (150 amino acids)
Biological process (GO): rRNA pseudouridine synthesis; snRNA pseudouridine synthesis
Cellular component (GO): nucleolus; box H/ACA snoRNP complex
Molecular function (GO): box H/ACA snoRNA binding
Source: RefSeq, a predicted model, not a curated record
AAAUACUGCAGUGUGUGUGAAAAAAAACACCGGAAGAACGCUCAGAGUCGCUGCACGUGUGUUGUCCAGCAACAGAAAAAUCACCCUUAAGUUAAACUCUCAAGUUUGUUUCACAUAUUGCAGCGAAACAUGACAAAGGUAAAGAAGGAGAAGACCGUCGAAGAGGAGACCGGGGGAACAGAGAAAUCCUAUCAGGAAUUAAUAGCUAAUGUAAACCCAAUCGCAAACCCGCUUGCGUCGCGUAAACUUAGCAAAAAGCUCUACAAGUGCGUCAAAAAAGCGGCUAAAAUCAAACAAAUCCGACGAGGAGUGAAAGAGGUACAAAAGUUUAUCAACAAAGGAGAGAAGGGUAUUGUGGUGUUUGCUGGAGACACUCUUCCCAUCGAAGUGUAUUGCCACUUACCAAUCAUGUGUGAAGACAGAAACCUGCCCUAUGCUUAUGUGCCAUCUAAAGUUGAUUUGGGCUCAUCAGCUGGAUCGAAGCGUCCCACCUGUGUUAUCAUGGUCAAACCACAUGAUGAAUAUAAAGAAGCCUAUGAUGAGUGUCUGGAGGAAGUCACUUCUCUGCCCAAACCAAUUUGAGGACACUUGAAUGUUUUUAUUUUUUAAUUAUCAGAUCAAAAUAGAAUGGAGUGACUUUGCUUGGUGUUCAUGUUCACCAGUGCAUCCGUCAUUUAGAGACUGAAACCAGUUCUGGAUUCUUUGCGGACUUCAUUUGCAGAAAGAAGUACAAAUGUAUGAUAGCAGUUAAUGUGAUUUGUGUAAAGUUCAUGUCACUGGACAGUGGAUGGAGCUGUUGUUUAGUCUGUUGUGUUUCUCAAUGCUUGACACUCUUGGUCUCUGUUAUGCUUGGUGUAUUGAUUGGUUUGCUUUUUUUGUUUUUCGUAACUGCUUUGGAGCAGUAGACCCCAGAGAGCUCCAAGAGAUGUCAAAAUAAACUUUUUCUCUUUUUUGUGCUAUCUCACAUUAUCUGGUUUCUUUGGUCUUGAUUUAACUGGUUUUGCCAUUUCUGUUUAUAAAAUCUGGCAUGUUUAAUUUGAAAAAGCAGUGCUAUGAAUUUGGAAAAAUAAAAAAAUCAUCAAAAUAGAA